Messenger RNA from Salvelinus namaycush (lake trout), 6204 nucleotides. Its product is annotated as dedicator of cytokinesis protein 3-like. Gene Ontology annotation, molecular function: guanyl-nucleotide exchange factor activity; small GTPase binding. Gene Ontology annotation, biological process: small GTPase-mediated signal transduction. Lineage: Eukaryota; Metazoa; Chordata; Actinopteri; Salmoniformes; Salmonidae. The record is from RefSeq and is a predicted model, not a curated record. Gene Ontology annotation, cellular component: cytoplasm; plasma membrane.
AUGGUGACAGUGAUCUGCAACUUCCGGAGCUCAGUAUGUCAGGCCCUGGUUCUGGAGAUAGGAGAGACUGUGCAGAUCCUGGAGAAGACUGAAGGCUGGUACAGAGGGUUUUCCACCAAGAAGCCUUCCAUCAAGGGUAUAUUCCCAGCCAGUUAUGUCCACCUGAAGAAAUCCACAGUCAGCAACAGAGGGGUGUGUGAGACGGUGGUGCCUCUGGAAGACCCUAUCAUCACUGAGACCACCUCCACCCUGCAGGAAUGGGGCGUGCUGUGGAAGCAACUCUACGUGAAGCACAAGGUGGACCUGUUCCACAAACUGCGUCAUGUGAUGAAUGAGCUCAUCGACCUGCGCCGGCAGCUCAUCCAGGGUCACCUGGCCCAAGACCAGACCAGAGAGAUCAAACGCCACAUCACUGUGCGCCUGGACUGGGGCAACGAGCACCUUGGCUUGGACCUUGUUCCUAGAAAGGAGUUUGAAAUGGUGGAUCCGGAUCAUAUCAGUGUAUCUGAACUCUACAAAUUGCAUGCAUCCAGCCGACACAGUGGCCAGCCAAGCACAAACCAGGGCGACAGCAUGCGUCAGCGUCAUGGAGACGGUUGCCAUGUUCCGGUGCAGCACCACCUCUUCAUCAACUUGAAGAGCUUCACCUAUAACACCAUCAGCGAGGACGCAGACGUCUUCUUCUCUCUCUACGACACCCGCGACAACAAACAGAUCAGUGAGAAGUUUAUGGUGAGACUAAACAAAAAUGGAGGGCCAAAGAACCCAGAGAAAGUGGACCGUCUGUGUGCUCUCUUCACGGAUCUGAGCAGUAAGGACUUGAAGAGAGACCUGUACAUUGUGACACAUGUCAUACGAACUGGUCGUAUGUUGUUGAAUGACUCAAAGAAGGGUCUGCCCCACGUGCAGUACAGGAGACCGUACGGCUGUGCUGUCCUGGCCAUGAGUGACGUGUUCCACACCAUCACUGACCUCAAAGAGGAGAAGGACUUUGUACUCAAAGUUUACACAUGUAAUAAUGAGAACGAGUGGUUUCAGAUCCACGAGAACAUCAUACGCAAGUCCAGCACAAAGUACUCGGCCCCUAGCACCAACUAUGGCCUCAUCAUCUCUCUACAGCUGCUGCGGGGGGAACUGGAUCAGAUCAGGAGGGAGAACCAGGCUGUGUUCAGCAGGUCUCUGGCCAUCACACGCAAACUGGGCUUCCCUGAUGUCAUCAUGCCAGGUGACACUCGUAAUGACCUGUACCUGACCCUGGAGCGAGGGGACUUUGAGAGGGGGGGCAAGAGUGUCCAGAAAAAUAUUGAGGUCACUGUGUAUGUGCUUUACGCCGAUGGGGACACACUCAAGGACUGUAUCAGUCUGGGUAGUGGGGAGCCCAACACCAGUGAACACCGCUCUUUUGUCCUGUACCACAACAACAGCCCUCGCUGGAGUGAGAUGAUUAAACUACCCAUCCCCAUAGACCGCUUCAGAGGAUCACAUCUGCGCUUUGAGUUCAGACACUGUUCCACUAAAGACAAAGGGGAGAAGAAGCUGUUUGGUUUUGCCUUCACUCCUCUUAUGAGGGAGGAUGGGACCACGCUGUCAGACGAGAGCCAUGAGCUCUAUGUCUAUAAGUGUGAUGAGAAUGCAACGUUCAGCAACCAGGGCCUGUACCUGAGCAUGCCCUGCUGUAAAGAGGACUUCAACAGCUGCCCCAACCUGCCCUCCACCCUGCCCUUCCAGAGGAACCCCAAGGAGACCUUCUGGGUCUCCACACAGCUCUGCUCCACCAAGCUCACUCAGAACGUGGACCUCCUGGCUCUGCUGAACUGGAAAGCCCACCCUGACAGGGUGUUAGACAUCUUGGGUCAACUACGCCACAUCAAUGGAGAGGAGAUUGUCAAGUUCCUACGAGAUGUCCUGGAUACACUAUUUUGUCUCCUGGAUGACAACACAGAUAAAUACGGACCACUGGUUUUCCAGUCAUUGGUGUUUAUCAUCAACCUGCUCAGGGACAGUCGUUUCUACCACUUCCGGCCUGUUAUGGAGGCAUACAUACAGAACCACUUUGCAGGAGCUCUGGCCUACAAAGAGCUGAUUCGCUGUCUGAAGUGGUACAUGGACCGCUCUGCUGAGGUUGUCAGACAGGAUCACAUCCAGGAGGCCAUGAGGGCUCUGGAGUACCUGUUGAAGUUUAUCGUCCAGUCUCGGAUCCUGUACUCGCGAGCGACCUGUGGUAUGGAGGAGGAGCUGUUCAGGGCCAGCAUCCAGGAGCUCUUCCAGUCCAUCCGCUUUGUGUUGAGUCUGGACAGCCGCAGCUCAGAGACCCUCGUCUUCACACAGGCGGCGUUAUUGAACAGUUUCCCAGACAUCUUUGACGAGCUGCUGCAGAUGUUCACAGUGCAGGAGGUGGCUGAGUAUGUCCGGGGCACCCUGGGGAGCAUGCCCAGUACGGUGGACAUCGGUCAGUCUAUGGACGUGGUCAAACUGCAGUCUAUCGCCCGCACCGUCGAGAGCAGGCUCUUCUUCUUCCCUGAGUCUCGUAGUAUUUUGCUGCCGGUGGUCCUGCAUCACAUCCACCUGCACCUGCGCCAGCAGAGGGAGCUGCUGAUCUGCUCAGGAAUCCUCACUAGCAUCUUCUCCAUCAUCAAUACCAGCGCUAUGGAGUCUUCUGUUCAGGAGGAGGUAGAGAUGAUGGUGGAGAGCCUGUUGGAUGUUCUGCUCCAGACUCUGUUGUCCAUCAUGUCCAAGUCUCAGUCUCUGGAGACAGCUAGGGGGCAGCGCUGUCCCCAGUGCACGGCUGAGAUCACGGGGGAGUAUGUGUCCACUCUGCUGUCUCUACUUAGACAGAUGACAGAGGUCCACUUCCACCACCUGCUCAACAACUUCCACAGCAAAGAGGAACUCAAGGAGUUCAUGUUGAAGAUCUUCUGUGUGUUCCGGAACCUGAUGAAGCUCACCAUCUUCCCCCGAGACUGGAGUGUCAUGAGGCUUCUGACCAGUCAUGUCAUUGUGGUGACAACACAGUACCUGUCCCCAGCGUUACACAAUAACUUCUCUGAGGCGGAUUUUGACUUCAAGGUGUGGAACUCUUUCUUCAGCCUGACGGUCCUGUACAUCAACCAGCCCAGUCUGCAGCUGGAGCCCCUCACACAGGCCAAGAGGAAGAAAGUCCUGGACAAGUAUGGAGACAUGAGGGUGAUGAUGGCCUAUGAGCUCUUCAGCAUGUGGCAGAAGCUUGGUGAGAAUAAGCCCCACUUUAUCCCUGGAAUGAUGGGUCCGUUCCUGGGAGUGACGCUCGUGCCUCAGAGCGAGGUCCGGAAUAUCAUGAUUCCCAUCUUCCAUGACAUGAUGGACUGGGAGCAGAGGCAGAACGGCAACUUCAAACUGGUGGAAGCAGAGUUGAUGGACAAGCUGGAGAGUAUGGUGUCAGAUGGGAAAGGGGAUGGCAAUCACAGAGAGCUCUUUGGUCUGCUGACCCAGUUGUUUGGGCCUUACCCCAGCCUACUUGAGAAAAUUGAGCAGGAGACGUGGAGAGAGACGGGCAUCUCAUUUGUCACCUCCGUCACGAGACUGAUGGAGCGGCUGCUAGAUUACAGGGAGUGUAUGAAAGGAGAUGAAAUGGAGAACAAGAAAAUUGGUGGCUCUUCCAACCUCAUGAAUUUCUACAAGUCUGAGAUGAACAAGGAGGAGAUGUACAUCCGCUACAUCCACAAGCUGUGUGACCUGCAUCUGCAGGCAGAGGACUACACAGAGGCAGCGUUCACCCUGCUUCUGUACUGGGAGCUGCUGCACUGGGAGGACCGCCCCCUCAGAGAGUUCCUCCACUACCCCACACAGAGCGAGUGGCAACGCAAGGAGGGCCUCAGUCGCAAAGUCCUCCACUAUUUCAACAAGGGAAAGUGUUGGGAAUAUGGAAUAUCACUCUGUCGGGAACUGGCUUUCCAGUAUGAAACCUUAUAUGAUUACCAGAGUCUGAGCUGGAUAAGGAAAAUGGAAGCUGCGUACUAUGACAACAUCAUAGAACAGCAGAGGAUUGAACCAGAGUUCUUCAGGAUGGGCUUCUAUGGCAGGAAGUUUCCUUUUUUCCUCAGGAAUAAGGAGUUUGUGUGCCGGGGUUAUGACUAUGAACGACUUGAGGAUUUCCAGCAAAGGAUGCUGGGAGAAUUCCCACAGGCCAUUGCCAUGCAGCACCCCAACCAACCAGAUGACGCCCUCCUACAGAGUGAUGCUCAGUACCUGCAGAUCUAUGCGGUGACCCCAGUGUCAGACAUUACUGACGUGCCUCAGCUGGAGCGCGUCCCAGAGAGGAUCAAGAGCUUCUACCGCAUCAACAAUGUCACUCGCUUUCACUACGACAGACCCUUCCACAAGGGACCCAAGGACAGGGAGAAUGAGUUCAGAAGCCUGUGGAUUGAGAGAACCACCCUGAUUCUGUCUCGUCCCCUCCCUGGAAUCUCCCGCUGGGCUGAGGUGGAGAGGAGAGAACUGGUGGAGGUGAGCCCUCUGGAGAAUGCCAUCUACGUGGUGGAGAAUAAGACCCAGGAGCUGCGGACCCUGAUCAGCCAGUACCAGCACCGGCAGCACCAUGGCAACAUCAACCCCCUCAGCAUGCUGCUCAACGGGGUCAUAGACGCUGCAGUCAACGGGGGCAUCGCCAGAUACCAGGAGGCAUUCUUUGAUAAGGAGUACAUCAACAGUCAACCAGAGGACACAGAGAGGAUAGCUCAGCUAAAUGACCUGAUGCAGGAACAGGUUCACAUCCUUGGAGUGGGGCUGGCUGUCCACGAGAAGUUGGUGCACCCAGAAAUGCGUCCUCUGCACAAAAAGCUGAUAGAUCAGUUCCACAUGAUGAGGGCUGGUUUACACCAGGUAAGUGCGGCCUACACAGGGGUCAACUCUCCCAGAGGCAUCCUGACCACUCACAGCCACAUGAGCCCAGAGAGCGUUCGUCUGAUACACAGACACAGCCCUAUGAACCUGCAAGGUUCUAUCCGCCAGUCCUCCUCCUCCCUCUCUUCUCACACCUCCAGCGAGGCGGGAGGAAACUUGGUCAUCCUGACAGAUGGCCUGAUGGGAGAGCCCCCUGAGGAUACAGCACACAUGCAGGUGGGUUUAACAUGCGCAUACACACACGCAAGUUUUGUACAUUUUGAAAUACGUGUGAACAGAUGUUUUAUUUUCCAGCCAAGCCCCUCCUCCUCCAGUCUGAGCUCCAUUCGCUCUACCUCCUCCCAGAUAAUCAACUCCACCCCUUCCAGCGCUAGAGGCUCUCCGUCCCUACCGGAUAAAACCAAAAACAACCGGGAGGUGAUGAUUCUGCUGCCCCCUCACCAGAGAACUAACAACACCAUGUACUACAGCAUGACUGACAACGGACAGAGCAACAAUCUGCAGCGUGCCUUACUCCAACAAGUGAGCCCCUGUAAGCCAUGCAUUGACCCUCACAUGGGCUUGCCAGAGAAAGGUCACUUCCUGAUGCACUUUGAUGCGUUCCACCACCAGAACAGUGACCCACCCCCAGCACUGCCCAUUCGCUCUCUCAGAAAGUCUCCUCUCCACCCCAUACCAGGCUCCCCUACCAGUCCUCAGUCAGCCCUGGGGGGCAGUAACUCCACCCUCUCGGGCAGUGCCAGCAGUGGCGUCUCCUCUCUGAGUGAGAGUAACUUUGGGGGCCAGUACCCUGAUCCCCCCGUGCGAAAUGAUGCCAUGGAGCCCGUCCCCAGCCACCUGUGGACCCCUGAUGAGUACUUGGACUCUCCUUACCUCCACAUCCACUGCAGCGGGCCAGAAGCAGAGUCCCUCGACCAGGUCCGACCCUUCCACUACCGCAACCCUGUCUCACACCUCCACCCUCACUCCCACCCCCACUCUCAUCCCCAAACAGCCGGCCUCGACGGUCACUCCCACCCCCAGUCUCACCCCCAACCGGCCGGCCUUGACGGUCACCCCCACCCUCACUCCCACGGGCCCACCCACCACCAGGUACCACUCCACGGUCCCCACCGCAUUCCUUACCGGCGCCCCCAACCCCCGGCUGUGCCCCCCAAGCCCUACCUGAGGGAGGGGUGCAUCCCUGAGGAGGACCUGAGCUCUCUGUUGCCCCAGCCCAUCCCCCUGCCUCGGAGGAUCUUCCACUCCCCCCACAGCCACAGAGAGGAGCAAGCUAAGGCUGCAUGGGAGCAGUGCAUCAGCGAGGAACACGAGGAGACACCAUGA